This is a messenger RNA of Pimephales promelas (fathead minnow), 5783 nucleotides long. NCBI's taxonomy places the organism in Eukaryota, Metazoa, Chordata, Actinopteri, Cypriniformes, Leuciscidae. The record is from RefSeq and is a predicted model, not a curated record.
AUGGAGGCCUUGGUGGCGUUGGACAAGGUGGCGUUGGACCAGGUGGCUUUGGACAAGGUGGCUUUGGACAAGGUGGCGUUGGACCAGGUGGCGUUGGACCAGGUGGUGUUGGACCAGGUGGUGUUGGACCAGGUGGCUUUGGACAAGGUGGCUUUGGACCAGGUGGCGUUGGACCAGGUGGUGUUGGACCAGGUGGCGUUGGACCAGGUGGUGUUGGACCAGGUGGCUUUGGACAAGGUGGCGUUGGACCAGGUGGCGUUGGACCAGGUGGUGUUGGACCAGGUGGCUUUGGACAAGGUGGCGUUGGACCAGGUGGCGUUGGACCAGGUGGUGUUGGACCAGGUGGCGUUGGACCAGGUGGCGUUGGACCAGGUGGCUUUGGACAAGGUGGCGUUGGACCAGGUGGCUUUGGACCAGGUGGUGUUGGACCAGGAGCAGGCAGAAAACCUGGGAAACCAGGUUAUGGCUGGCCUGGGGGUUUCGGUGGUGGACCGCAGCUAUGGUGGAUACGGUGGGCCUGGAGGUCUUUAUCCUGGAGCUGGAACAGCUGGCCAGAAACCACCAAAACCAGGAUUUGGUCCAGGUGGUGCAGGAAUUGGACCUGGUGGUGCAGGAUUUGGUCCAGGUGGUGCAGGAUUUGGUCCAGGUGGUGCAGGAUUUGGACCUGGUGGUGCAGGAGUUCGCCCUGGAGGUGUAGGAAUUGGACCAGGAGGCACAGGAAUUGGUCCAGGUGGGACAGGAAUUGGUCCAGGUGGUACUGGAAUUGGACCAGGUGGCACAGGAAUUGGUCCAGGUGGGACAGGACUUGGUCCAGGUGGAGCAGGAGUUGGUCCUGGAGGUGUAGGAAUUGGACCUGGUGGCACUGGAACUGGAAUUGGAGGAGCAGGAGUAUCGCCUGGUGGAGCACCUUUUCUUCCCCAAACUGGAUUACCUGGAACUGGAACAGGCACUGGGGGCAAAGUUGGAAAGGCUGGGAAGGCACCAGUGCCAGGUGUUGGGAUUCCAGGGUUAUACCAAGGGGGUAUUGUUCCUGGGCAAGGCUUUGGUGGUAGAGGCAUUCUGCCAGGUGUAGCCACAGGAUCUCAAACUGGGCAGCUUGGUCAAGGUGCAGUUGGAGCCAAUGCAGGAGGCCGCGGAGGAUUUGGUCAACAAAUUCCAGGCGUGUUCCGUGGAUAUCCUCUUAUAUCACCUAAGUCUGGAGGCAAAAGCGCUGCAAAGUCUCAGGCUAAAGCUGCCAUGUAUGGUGCUGGUGGUGUUCCGGGUCUAGGUGGUGGGCUUGGUGUAGGAGGUGUACCUGGUGCAGGUGGUGUGCCAGGAAUAGGCGGUGUUCCAGGAGUCAUUCCUGGAACUGGUGGCGCAACUCCUGGAGUCUUAAAUCCGGGAGCUGGUGGUGUUUAUCCUGGAGGAGCUGGGGCAAAAGCUCGGAAAUAUGGAAUUGGUGGAGCGGGAGGACUUCCUGGUUCUGGCUUGGGAGUUGGUGGUCUUGGAGCUGGAGGACUUCCUGGUUCUGGCUUGGGAUUUGGUGGUCUUGGAGCUGGAGGACUUCCUGGUUCUGGCUUGGGAGUUGGUGGUCUUGGAGCUGGAGGACUUCCUGGUUCUGGCUUGGGAUUUGGUGGUCUUGGAGCCGGAGGACUUCCUGGUUCUGGCUUGGGAGUUGGUGGUCUUGGAGCUGGAGGACUUCCUGGUUCUGGCUUGGGUGGUCAGGGUGGACCCCUUGGUUCUGGUUUAGGAGCUAGUGGAGGUCCUGAAGGAUAUGCUGCGGCUAAAGCAAGAAAAUAUGCUCAGCUUGGACGUCAUGGUGGAGGUCUUGGGACUGGUGGUCUACCUGGUGGAGGUCUUGGGACUGGUGGUCUACCUGGUGGAGGUCUUGGGACAGGUGGACUGCCCGGUGGAGGUCUUGGGACUGGUAGGCUACCUGGUGGAGGUCUUGGGACUGGUGGACUACCUGGUGGAGGUCUUGGGACUGGUGGACUACCUGGUGGAGGUCUUGGGACUGGUGGACUGCCCGGUGGAGGUCUUGGUGGACUGCCUGGUGGAGGUCUUGGGACUGGUGGACUGCCUGGUGGAGGUCUUGGGACAGGUGGAUUACCUGGUGGAGGAGCUGGUGGUCUUCCUAGCGGUGGUUCUGGAGGACUUCCUGGCUCUGGAUAUGCAGGGGCAAAAGCUCGUAAAUAUGGUCUACUUGGUGGGGGUGCUGGUUUAGGCCAAGGCACUGGAUUAGCUACAGGCACUGGUGUCGGACUGGGUGGGGCAGGGGGUAUACCUGGAACUGGAGUUGGAUCUGGUGUGGGUUACGGUCCAGGAGGUGUACCCAGUGGUGGGUUUGGUCCUGGAAGUGCAUUUGGACCUGAAGGAUAUGCUAGGGCCAAAGCUCGCAAAUAUGGGGUUCCUGGUGGAGCUGGUGGAAUACAAUUACCUGGAGGAUUAGGAGGGUCACUUGGUACCGGCACAGCUGGAGCUGGAGGAGGAACACCAGGAGCUGGAACUGGACCAGGAUGGGCACCGAUCGGUGGUUAUGGGCCAGGAGGAGUACCUGCUGGAGGAUAUGGAGCUGGCUUUGGAGCCUAUCCAGGUGGACCAAAGGCUCUUAAAUAUGGUCCUGGUGGGAGCGGAGGGGCUCCAGGACUUGGUCUGCAGGGUCAGGUAGGAACCGGUCCAGUGGGAGGUUAUGGUCCAGGGACUGUAGGAGGUCCUGGGUCUGGAUUUGCUGGAUCAGGACUGCCUGGUAGUGCUGUUGGAGCUGGAAGCAGAGGAGGGCUUGGGCCUGGGUAUGGAACAGGCGCUGGAGGAUAUGGACCUGGAUCAAAAGCAGCUAAAUAUGGUUUACCUGGUUCUGGAGGUGUGUUAGGAGGAGGAGCAGGAGCUAUACCAGGAGGUGCUGGAGUUCUCCCUGGAGGGCUUGGCACUGGUGUUGGAUAUGGGGGGUAUGGAGGGUAUAGAGGAGGACAAAAACCACCUAAAUAUGGACAACCAGCUGGUGGGGUUGGAAGUGUGUUGGGUGGCUCGGUACCAGCAACUGGUGGAACUGGGGCCACAGGAACUGGAGUUGGAACUGGUGGGGCUGGAGGUAUACAAGGUUCAGGAACCAAGGAAGACAAGUAUGGUGUACCAGGCAUCACAGGAGGACCAACAAUUCCAGGUAGUACAGCUGCUGGCGGAACAGAUCGUGGAGCAGGUCCUAAACCUGGAGUUGAUGGAGUGAUCGGCAGUCCUGAUGGUGGAACUCGUAGUGAAGGAGGUGGAACAAAAGCUCCCAAGACUGAAUCUGGAGGACCAAUAGAGGGAUCAGGCGUUACUGGUGGCCCCAUUGAAGCUGAUGGGCUUGAUGGAGCUGCUGGGACAAGAAUACCCAUAUUAGCUGGAGAAAGACCAGGAGUUGGUGACAGUGGAACAUUACCUGGAGCCAAACCACUAAAACCCCCAGUCAUUGGAGGUGGAGCCAUUGCUGGACGUGGAGAUACACCGGGCACUAUUGAAGGAGGACCUGGAAGUGUAGGCAGUGGUCCAGGAGGAGCUGGUGGAGUUCCGGGAGGAGCUGGUGGAGUUCCGGGAGGAGCUGGUGGAGUUCCGGGAGGAGCUGGUGGAGUUCCGGGUGGAGCUGGUGGAGUUCCGGGUGGAGCUGGUGGAGUUCCGGGAGGAGCUGGUGGAGUUCCGGGAGGAGCUGGUGGAGUUCCGGGAGGAGCUGGUGGAGUUCCGGGAGGAGCUGGUGGAGUUCCGGGUGGAGUAGGUGGAGUUCCGGGAGGAGCUGGUGGAGUUCCGGGAGGAGUUGGUGGAGUUCCGGGAGGAGUUGGUGGAGUUCCGGGUGGAGUAGGUGGAGUUCCGGGAGGAGUUGGUGGAGGACCAGGUGGAGUUAAACCUCCUAAAGUUUAUGGUGGUCCAGGUGGAACUGGAGCUCUGGGAGUUGGAGGUGUGGGUGGAGUGGGAGGAGCAGGACUUCUGCCUGGAGGUGGUGGUCUGCUACCAGGAGCUGCAGGCACAGGAUUUGGAGCGCAGAAACCAGGCAAAAGUUACGGUGGAGCUGGAAGUUUUGGAGCCGGUGGGAUCCUACCAGGGGCCGGCAUCAGGUUCCCCAGUGGGGCUGCAGUGGGCGGAAAACAAGGAAAAGUUUAUGGGGCAGCAGGCACACUUGGUGGGCUUGGAGGCCCAGGCGGAUAUGGAACAUCACCUGGUGGCUAUGGUGGUGGUCAGGGCGGUUAUGGUGGUGGCCAGGGCGGUUAUGGUGGUGGUCAGGGCGGUUAUGGAGGUGGUCAGGGCGGUUAUGGAGGUGGUCCGGGCGGUGGACUUGGAGGGCUUGGUUAUGGUCCUGGUGCAUUAAAACCACCUAAAAGCUAUGGAGGAGCUGGAACAUUGGGUGGGGCUGGAAGAGGAGGUGGUGGUCUAGGAGUUGGACCAGGAGGUGCUGGCGGAGGAGUUGGUGUGGGUGGAGGCUAUGGAGGUUUAGGUGGAGCUGGAGGUCUUGGAGGAGGUGCUGGAAGCCCAGUAGGAACCGGUGGAGGAGGUGGAGUCCCUGGAUAUGGGACUGGUGUAGGUCCAGGUGCUGGAUAUCAACAGCCUUAUCCAGGUUAUGGUGGCACUGGCGCAGGGGGAACUGGAAGUGCACCACUUACACCUCAGCAAUCAAAAGCAGCCAAAUACGCAGCUCUUCAAGGCUUUCUAGGUGCAGGAGGCUACAGAGGGGGCGCAGGAUGCCAAGGCAAAUACUGCGGAAGGAGAAGGAAGUGAGAAACCAGCAGAUAGAAGUGACCUCAGAAACAAGUGGUGCUACUGCCUGAUCUCAAAUGCACUUUUUUUUUACAGUUUAAAAGUGCCUCAUGUAAUAUGUGAGAAAGAUUUGAAUUUGCAUUAAAGUUUUUUUUUUCAGCCAUAUGAUUAGAUGUGAACCUCACAAGGCACUCUUUUGCACUGUCUAACUCCCUUAUGUACUUAUGUCACUAGACAUUUCCUUUGCUUGACAUUUUUUAAAUAACAAAUCAGACAUUUGACCAUUUAAUGUUCCACCUUAAACUGCUGCAGAUCCAGCUGUUUCACUUCAGUGGCUCACUUGCACACUUGCUAAACAUUCAGACACAUGUCGUCUAGGGUUGUGUCGCUGCUAUUUCAGGAUGAACUGACUGUGGGGGAAGCAGCGUCAUUUUUUGGCUAUGUAUCAAAAAGUAAAGGGAGACUAAUCUCUUUCUAGCUGUAUGCUUAAGACUUCAUGAAUGGAUAUUUAGUGUUUUCCAGCAUCUUCAGUCUUUCAAAGUAUAAUCCGUCACACCAAGGAAUGGGAUCUAGGCAUGCAAUGUUUUUUUUUUAGUCUUACAAGAACAAAACGCUUGUCAUUACUGCAGUAGACAGCAUCUAAGUACUGAGGAUUACAAGCUGUCUUUAAAGAUACCUCAGGAACUUGAAGCGGUUUCUUUUCUCGUAUCCCGACCCUAUCAGUUGUUUUUGUUUGUUUGUGUUAACAUGACUCUGAUUAAAUUAAAAUGUUGGGUUUUUAAGAGUAGCUAUCAAUGCAUUUAACCUAACUCAUUUUGGUGUUUGUGUGUUGUGAAUGAUGUAGGCUAUCUGUGUUUCUGUAAGUGCAACUAUUCAAAUGUGACCUGAAAGUAUGAUAGAAGCAAUUCUAAUCUAAGAAGAAUCGCUUCGCAUUGUUUACCUUUUGUUCUUCACUUUUAUGCACUUGUUACUUUUGUGAAAGUCCAACCUGUUCACAUUUGUUUGAUCUUUGAUUUUGUUUGGGCCUUUUAUCCAUUAUCUACAUUUUUAAAAAUUAAUAAAAAAAAUAAAAAUGGAAAAAA